UUGAUUGAUUGAUUGAUUUUAUUUGUCAGGUAACUAUUAACAAGUACAAGAAAAUAUGAACAGAAGUGUAUACCUUGACAGGAUUACCCAUGAAAGCCGAGAUGGCUUAUUUCCAAUGGGGUCCUUACAUCAGUAAUUGAAGACAAUGUACAUCUAUGAAAAAACACCUAUAGAAAUCUACAAACUACAUCAAUUAAGUCUAGACCACUAAAUUAACACGAUGAAUUGUAAAACUUAAUAUAUAAAAAUACAAAAACAAAUAAGUUUGUCAUGAAAAACAUUUACGCAGCCAACAAAAUAUGAUUAAAAUAAUUGUAAAACAGGUUGAGUUAACGAUCAUUAUUUCUAAGUUACAUAUGAAAAUUAUACUAAUAAUCAGUUUUUAAGUAGCGCUAAAUGCAUCGUAACUAAUACAAGAUUCAUGAAUCGUAAAACCUAAGAUAUGAAAAGGUACGAAUAAGUUAGACAUCAAACUUUCACGCAAACAACAAAAGAUGAUAAACAAUGUAAAACAAGUUGAUUAAAUAAAUCAUAACUAAAUAGAUUAUAUAUAAGACUACACGAUACACAUGAAAUUAGAAAGAAUAUUUAACAUUACAGAGUGGAGACAUUUUUUAAGUGUUGUUUCAAUACUCUUUUAAAUUGUGUAAAAGUCUUGACCGAUUUAACAUGAUUAGGGAGGGAAUUCCCAAAAUGUAUACCUUUAUAAUAAAAUGUGUUGCCAAUUUGACCUUUUCUCAUAGGUACCACAAAGUUAAACAGGCUAUUUCUUGUUUCAUGCCCGUGAAUAUUAGAUGACCGUGUUAAAUUUUUUGAUAUGUAAUGAGUACAGCGGACGUUUAACGGAUGAAAACAGACAUAGAACGUUUGAUGUUCGGAUAUGUCGCGUAUAUAUCGUACACUGCGGAAAGUUCAUCCGUUCUGAAAGUUUUGUGCAGCUCAAAACUUUUUGCGCGGAUAAAAUCACAGUGGAUGGAUGCUCGAAGGAUAGAGCUUAUGAAACACGUAUGCAAUGGGUACAAAACAGAUGCAUAGCCUAUUCCAACGGAUGGCAAUAUUUUUUUUCCCGUUUAUAUCCGCUUUGCAUCCGCAAGUGCAUCUGUGGGACCCGGCCUUUACGGGAUGCAGAGAAUAUGUAAAACGGAAAAUAAUCUUGGCAUCCAUUGCAAAACGUUAAGUGUCCGUUGUGUACUCUUUGCAUACGAGCAUCCGUCCUCUUUGAUUUCAAUGUUCGCCCAUUUUGUCCAUUGUCUGGAGCAGAUGAAAACGGAUGGAACCACCCCCAAAUUUUGCUUGUCCGCUGUAUCCGUUAUGAAUACGCUUUGUGUCGGUUGGCCAGUGGGACCAGGCCUUAAGUGACAGAUAAAACCUGUAGAGGGCCUACUAUUAUAGAUUUGUGUCACAAGUGGCCUCCAUAGUUAGGCCACAACUUUAAACCAGGGUUCAGAAUAUGUGUCCGUGUAUUUUACGUCCCAUGUUCAUUUCAUUUCAUUUUAUUUAUUUUAUUUCAACACGGUAAACGAACUUCAGCCAAUGGCUGUUUUUCUGAACGUCCGUGCAUACAUAUUAAAAUCACAUUACAUGUAUAUACAAUUAAGAUACAUAAUACAAUAUAAAUAUACAAUUAAAAUAUCAUCAAUAUUACAAAGAAAAACAAACACACAGAACAAACAUGUUUACAUCACUCUGGCGUCCAAUCUAAAUAUGUUGAAACUUUUUAAACCUUGCCCUUUAGACUUCCCUUUGUGUUGUUUUGUUGACUGUGUUUCUACUAACAUAACAUGAGCAGAGAUAUACCAAGUUCAGAGACCUGCUAUACAUGCAGUAUGUGUGAGAUAAUUUUCCGUGAGUUGGCGGCAGAUCCUAAGAAUUGUGUAUAAAUGUCUAUUUAAGCUUUGAUACAUGCGUGAGACUUGGCCCGCAUGUCUGCAUGAGGAUUCUGUGCACAAAACAGUAGUAUGGCUAAUCGUGAAUCUUUCAGUUCUGUUAAGUAAUACGCAGUCACACCAACGAAGCCCACUCCAAAACGACCGAUUUAAUGUCAUCGGAAAUAAAGUUUUAUUUUGUUUGAUCCGCAUCCGUUACAUUCGCCGUUGUGACUGAGACAGGGUCUUUGGCUCCCCGGUAUGCCCGAGCUAUCAAUCCCUUUCUAAUAAAGCGCUGAUUAUCAGAUGUCUUUGUCCUUUGGUCAUUGUCGUUAUCUUCUCAACCGAACAAGCUUGGAUAUAAUAUACCUUCCUCAUAAACAUGUAGUUACAGCGUUCCAUUUUAGAAUCGAAAUGGAUGAAAAGAACCGAACGAAUACAGGGAUAGCCUAUAGCCGUACUACCAAUAGCAAUAGCUACCUUGCUGUACCUUGAGUUUCUCCUGAAAUGCAAGGCUAAAUCCAAUCAAAGGCAUGCACAAUCUAUUCUCAAUAUAUUGCACUCUAUCUACGGAAACGGUCGUCAUUUUUGUUAUUUCUUCUGUGAUCGCUUCGUUCCUUAUUGCGAAGUGUACUUCGGGGAAACGCAUCAGACGACCUCCCGGUCCGUGGGCAUGGCCGGUUGUAGGGAAUCUUCCAUCGAUACUCCUCGGAGGGCAGCCGCACCAAGCUCUCGCUCGAUUCGCUGAGAAAUAUGGACAGAUUAUGAGUAUAAGUCUAGGACCUGGUCCCAAUGUUGUUGUGCUGACUAGUCUGGCUGUUGUGAAGGAACUGCUGGUGAAACACGCCGACUGCACCUCUGACAGAAGGAUACCGCCCCUGCUGGGUCUGGCAUUUUCGACGAAAGGUAGCGUGAUAUGGGAAAAUGGAGAUAAAUGGAAGUGCAGUCGACGGACGGCGCUUUCGGCAUUUCGGAGAAGUACGAGCACGUCGUCAAAUUUCGGCGCCACAGUAAGAAGUUCUUUGCAACAUUUGCGUUCUUCUCUGCAACGCCUCGACGGUCACCGAUGCAACCCUAGAUCCGAAAUCACCACGGCUAUUGCCGAAAUCAUUUCCUCUAUAUGUUUCGGACAUUGCGUCGACGUCCGAUCAAAUCCGGAGGUAAUCGAAGUUAUUCGAGCUCAGCAUAAUCUAUCGAGCGGUCUGUCGGGAAUAUCACUCGGGCAUAUUUUCCCUCGUCUCUACCACACACCGCUGUACAACAAACUCCGUCAAGACAUUGAUCAGUACAAACGAUUCAUGAAAGAAGUUGUGAAAGACCACAAGCGAAAUCAAGUUAGCAAUGACGGGGAAAAUGGAGAUGGGAUUCGUAAAAACAGUUUUGAGGAUGUGACAGAUCGCUACCUUCAACAGAUGCAGCACGGUAGUAUUGUAGCCGUGGAGGAAGAGGACAUUUGGAGGGUGAUGUUUGACCUAAUGGGGGCUGGGACAGAGACUACUUCGGAAACACUUCUUUGGGGAAUCCUAUACCUCAGUCUUUACCCAGACGUCCAGAAACAGAUUCAUUCGGAGAUUGACGAGAUGACUCUAAAAGACUCCGAUGACGUCAUACAUUACGACCAGCGCAAGUCUCUGCCGUACACGCAAGCCGCGAUACUGGAAGUGCUCCGAUGCGCGUGCGUCGCACCGCUCUCCUUACCGCGUGUAACAACAAGGGAUCUCACCGUCAUGGGAUAUUCCAUUCCGAAAGGGGUGGAGAUUUGGGUGAACGAGUGGGCUAUCAACAGGGAUAAAAACAUCUGGAGUGAUUCAAACGAAUUCAAUCCAGGAAGAUUCUUGGACGACUCCGGUCGAAUUGAUCCGAAGAGAAAGGAGUCAAUAAUUGCUUUUGGAGAAGGGAGGCGUAUGUGCCUUGGUCGAUGCCUGGCUGAACACAUGCUGUUUAUGUUCUUCACGAAUCUCCUGCGACGGUUUUCGUUUCGAUUACCCGAAGAUGGCCGAACCCGUCCGAACGUAAACCGAGGCAACUUUGGCCUCACGUACAGCCCACCGCUGUUCGAUGUCAUUAUAACGCCAAGAGACAUUGAUUGAAACAGAAGAAAGAUGUAAGAGUAUCAACGAGGAUGGCUCAACAAAUUCUGUUGGAUAAUUAUGUUAUUAUUGUAGAUAAAUUUUGAACAACGACAAGCCACCAUGCCUCAACUGGAUCAAAACAAAUGCCGAUAGAUUUUUACAGUACGUGAAUAUCUGGGCCCACUCUUACAAAGAGUUGCGAUUAAUCCGAUCAACCACAACUAUGGACGGCCAGCUACAUUAAUAUCUAAAAUUCAAGUCUGCUAAAAAUAUUUACUAGAUAUGAUGUAUAUUAAUACAUUCAUCAUUCUCUUGAAAAUUCAGUGUGAUUCUUUUUGUUUACUAAAGAGAUUGUGCAAGUUUCUUGUAGAAAAAAUUAUGGUAUAGAUAGAUUUCCAUACAGUUGAGGUUGAUUGGAUCAAUCGUAACUCUUUGUAAGCCGGGGCCCAGUUCAGUUUAACCAAGAACUGAAAUCAUAACUUCACACAAAACUCCAGACAUAUGAGAUGUAUCCAAUAUUUUGGUUUAUUCUCAAUAGAAAACAGUGAGAAGAUAGUACUUUUACAGGUUCCCUCAUAAACAUGUAAGACACUUCGUAAGAAUCUACAUCUCUUAUCGAGAUUGUCUACCUUGAAUAGCCUACUAAUAAAUAAGGGGCAUUCCUAGCUGGACCUUUCAGCCGCCAGCGUGUGCCGAAUUAUGAAUGGUCAGCCGUUUUUUUUUAUCCUGUCCCGUAUAUUGAUGUCAAGAAUUGACUUUUGUUAACAUAUAAAACAAAGAUUUCUUGAUUUAACGAAGCUGAAUUCUUUAUAUUUUGUGAUAAUGAAAGGCAAUUCUUGACACCAAAAAAUGUGAUUAAAUGAAGAAAAAAAAACAGCUCACCAGUCUACUUUGGUAUACACUGGCUUAAAGGUCCAAGUGUAACGGCCCCUUUAUGAAAUGAUGAUAAUUAAUGAAUACAUGGUCUAUUUCAGAUGAUUUAUUCUGAGUACAUAUAUAUUUUUUUAGCUUGUAUAGCUACUUACUUGUAGCCACAAGCUUUGUUGAAACAAUAUUAAAGUGGUCUGAAUUGCAAGCCUAUCACAGACUUAAUACAGAUAGUGUACUAUGUGCCGUAUAUCAUGGACUUCAUAUAGAAGAAUAAUUGUGUCUUUAUGUGCCGUACCAAACCAGUCGUAACUCGUGGUAGGCUUGUCUUCAGACCCACUUGUUGGUGGAGGAUCGAUAAUGGUUUGUGCUGGCAAUACCCAGCAGACUACAUGGGGUAGGGAUAAAAUUACAUUACCUGUAAAUUGGAUAGAAUAUAUCUUAUUCAUUAUCACUAU
Molecule: messenger RNA, 5262 nt
Organism: Lytechinus pictus (painted urchin)
Lineage: Eukaryota; Metazoa; Echinodermata; Echinoidea; Temnopleuroida; Toxopneustidae
Product: cytochrome P450 2U1-like
Exons: 4
Coding region: 2399-3955 (518 amino acids)
Biological process (GO): xenobiotic metabolic process
Cellular component (GO): intracellular membrane-bounded organelle; cytoplasm
Molecular function (GO): oxidoreductase activity, acting on paired donors, with incorporation or reduction of molecular oxygen, reduced flavin or flavoprotein as one donor, and incorporation of one atom of oxygen; heme binding; iron ion binding
Source: RefSeq, a predicted model, not a curated record